AUAAAAUAUACUAGCUAUCUCGGUUGUGGCGUUGUGCCUUUCUUGGUAGCUUUGACAAACUUCUUCUCAUUGAUUCAACACCAAAACUCAAAUGGGGAAAACUUUCCUCAACUUAGCUCUUCUUAUCAUCUUCCAUUUUUUUUAUUAUGGCUACUUUCUCUAUGAAAUUAACCACCAUAGUUACCGACCAAUUGGCUCUUCUUGCAUUAAAAGAACAUGUUAUUCACGACCCCGAAAAUGUCUUGACAACUAACUGGUCAGCUUCUACCCAUGUUUGCAAUUGGUUUGGUGUCAGUUGUGGAUCCAAGCACCGCAGAGUUGUAGCUCUAAACUUUACUGGGUUGGGACUCGUAGGAAUCCUUCCUCCCCACUUAGGAAAUUUAUCAUUCCUUUCUCUUCUUUCCAUUUCAGAUAAUAGUUUUGGCGGUGAAUUACCUGUCCAAUUAUCCAAUUUGCGACGGUUGAAGCAUAUAAACUUUCGUAACAACAACUUUAGUGGAGAAAUCCCAUCAUGGUUGGGAUCAUUACCUGAACUUCAAAGGUUGUUUCUGUAUCAUAACAACUUCAAGGGUGCUAUUCCAUUUUCUUUAGGUAAUUUGUCAAAGCUAGAGAUGUUGUACUUGUUAGAUAACCAGCUUUCAGGUUCAAUACCUUUAUCCAUCUUCAAUAUAUCUUCGUUGCAGAAAAUAAAUCUAAGAAACAAUUAUCUCUUUGGUUCCAUACCCUCUGGUUCGCACGAUUUUCUUUCCCUAGCACUCAUAGAUUUCACCUUCAAUAAUUUCACUGGCCAUAUUCCAAGUGAUAUGUUUGAUCAUCUUCCGAAUUUGAAAAAUCUGGGCUUGAGUUAUAACAUGCUUUCCGGUAAAAUUCCAGCUAGUUUAUGCAAGUGCAAAGAGUUACAAAUUUUAUCGUUAUCAUAUAACCAAUUUGGAGGAAACCUUCCGAUAGAAAUUGGGAAUUUGAGUAUGCUUCAAAUGCUCCUUAUUGGUGACAAUAACUUUGAAGGUAAGGUAUACCAAUUUUUUGAAGCUACCAAAGUGUUUAUACAAUUUGAGAAUAAAUUAAUAAAAUAAAAAGGAGAUAAUUUUUUAAAAAAAUCCGAUUCAGAAAAUGAAAAAAACUCAAAGAAAAUUGUUAAGAGAUAUUUUAUUGUCCCUCUCAAAAUGCUAUUCGGACCUUUAUUCCUGUAGUCAUGGAGUGUGCAAUAUGAUACCUGAUAGGAUGGGGAAUAUCUUGUUAGUGCUGCUUUAUUCAAUUUCUUGCAAACUUUUUUCUGAGUGGGAGAAUUCUGAAUUUGAUGUGUGAAUUUUAUCAUUGCAGGUGAAAUUCCAGAACAAGUUGGGAAUCUAACUCUUCUUAUGAUGCUUGAUGCUGCCUACAAUAACUUAACAGGUACAAUACCACAUCAGAUUGGUAACCUAAAGCAUCUAAAACUCUUGAAUUUGGGAGUAAACAAUGUUGUUGGCUCUAUUCCUCCUGCAAUAUUUAAUUCCACAUUGUCGACCAUUUCUUUGGAGUUAAAUCAUCUUUCUGGCCAUCUUCCGUCAAAUAUGGGCCUUUGGCUUCCAAACUUGGAAAAUCUGUAUCUUGGAGAUGUUAACAUUAAUGGAAGACAAUUAAUAAUGGUUGCCAUUAAUAUUAAUGGGAGACAAUCAAAAAUGACAAC
Messenger RNA from Gossypium arboreum, 1666 nucleotides. RefSeq names its product receptor kinase-like protein Xa21. The transcript is spliced from 2 exons. The record is from RefSeq and is a predicted model, not a curated record. Gene Ontology annotation, molecular function: protein binding. Bases 147 to 1073 code for a protein of 308 amino acids. Lineage: Eukaryota; Viridiplantae; Streptophyta; Magnoliopsida; Malvales; Malvaceae.